Molecule: messenger RNA, 492 nt
Organism: Manduca sexta (tobacco hornworm)
Lineage: Eukaryota; Metazoa; Arthropoda; Insecta; Lepidoptera; Sphingidae
Exons: 3
Coding region: 88-459 (123 amino acids)
Source: RefSeq, a predicted model, not a curated record
AUAAACAAAACGGCCCUAACAAAGACCCGACUUGGAAAUUGAUUCUGGCCAAAAUACGACUGUUGUUCGGAAAUUUAAAUUUAAAAAAUGAAUAUUUUAAGUUUUUCGAUUAUAUCUGUUUUGUUUGUCAACGUCAUAUUGUCCAAAGAUUUACAUGUAAAAGAGAACUUCGAAUUGAAAGAUAGAGAUAACAGCAUCAGUGAUUUAACAUACGGUUAUGAUGUGCUCCCAAAUAAUGAAAGAUUCGUCAGACACGUAGAACUUGUGACUGAAAGCGUUGUUGAACAUUUGAUGAAAGAAAUUAAGAAAAGAUAUCCGAACUCAACGCGAAAUAACUCAUCGAACCUUCUACAAAGGCUGAGGAUAAAGUUACAGAAGCGCGUAAACAAGAAAAAUAAAAAAUUGAGGAAGAAACAAAAAUUUGUGAAUAAGGCCAAUAAUGUAACUAAACUUCCAUAAAUUAAUUUGGAAAAUAAAAUAGCCUUUACACAA